AUGAAAUCAAUUUUAUAUAUUUGUUUAACUCUUGUUUGUUUAACUCAACAAGUUUUAUCCCUUUCACCUACUUAUGGUGUUGGUCCUGAAGAAUUGGAAUAUUAUAAAGAGGGUAAAUAUUUUAAUUGUCUUAGAUCAAAUGUACAAAUACCAUUCUCACAAGUGAAUGAUGAUUUUUGUGAUUGCCCAGAUGGUACAGACGAACCAGGAACUUCAGCAUGUUCAUCAAAUGGUCGUUUUUAUUGUCAAAAUAUUGGUCAUAAAGGAAAUUAUAUUUCUUCAUCUUUUGUAAAUGAUGGUGUUUGUGAUUGUUGUGAUGGAUCAGAUGAAUAUCAAUUAAAAGUUAAAUGUAAAAAUAAUUGUAAAGAAAUUGGAGAAGAGAGUAGAAAGAAACAAAAUCAAGUUAUUGAAGCCUAUGAAAUUGGUUUAAAGAAGAAGAAACAAAUGGAAGAAGAAGGUACAAGAGUUUUCAAUGAAAAAACAGAUGAAAUCAUUCGUUUAAGAAAAGAAAUUGAUCCAAUUACACAAGAAAUUAAAGAAUUGGAAGUUUUAAUUGAACAAAAGAAAUCUGAAAGAGAACUUGAAAAUAAAAGAUUAUUAAAUGAAAAAGAGAAAAAAGAUAAAGAAAUAGAAGGUACUGAUCAACAACAACAUCAACAACAACAAAAUAUUGAUCAACCAAAAGAAGGUGAAGAAAAUAAAGAAGUAGUUGGUGAAAAUGGUGAAAAUGGUGAAAAUAUUGUUGAACAACCAGAAAUUCAAACAUCUGAACUUUUAGAUGCAAUUUCUAAAGGUAAAGAUGAUAAUAAUAACAUUAACAACAACAACAACAACAACAUUGAUGACAACAAAAAUGAUAAUAAUAAAGAGGAUGAAAUUAAAAAUAAUAAUAAUAUAGAAAAAGUUGAUCAUACAACAGUUAAUAAUAAUAAUAAUAAUAAAAAUGAUUUGAAUGAUGAUGAUAAUGAUGAAGAGGAUAAUGAUGAUGAUGAUGAUGAUGAAGAGGAAUUGGUAAAUAAAUUACAAAUAAUUUUUAAAAAAAUUAAAUCUAUUAAAAAUUCAGUUUAUAAUUUUAUCCUUCCUAUUUUACCAAAUCGAUUUAUUUCAUUAAAAGAUAUGGGUAAUCUUGGUGGGUUGGAGAGCGAAUUAUCAAAGAAAAGAGAAAGUUUAAAAGAAAAAGAAAAUGAAAUUGAAAAGAUUGAUAAAAUGCUUAAAUCUGAUUUAGGAGUUAAUAAUGUUUUCAUUCCAUUGUAUAGUAAAUGUUUUGAUUUGGCUACUAAAGAGUACACUUACAGUGUUUGUCCAUAUGAAAAAGCAUCACAAGGUCAUACUAGUUUAGGUAAAUUCGAAUCAUUUGGUGAUAAUGGUAAAAUGAUGUUAUUUGAAAAUGGUCAACAAUGUUGGGGUGGUCCAAAACGUUCACUUAAAGUCCUUAUGGAAUGUGGUCAAGAUAAUGAAUUAUAUGAUGUACAAGAACCUGGUAAAUGUGAAUAUACUAUUAAAUUUAAAACUCCAGUUUUAUGUAGUGAAGAACAUUUAAAAAUUUUAAGAUUAGAAGGUGAUCAUUCUUUAUAA
Molecule: messenger RNA, 1575 nt
Organism: Dictyostelium discoideum AX4
Lineage: Eukaryota; Evosea; Eumycetozoa; Dictyosteliales; Dictyosteliaceae
Exons: 5
Coding region: 1-1575 (524 amino acids)
Source: RefSeq, a predicted model, not a curated record